UGCAUGCUCUGUAGCUGGAGAUACUUGCUGUGAAUUCCAUUCUACAGAGCAGUGUGUAUCUUGCGAACACUUAGAAGCCUGAUCAUGGAUUUUGUAUGGAAAGACGUUUCUCAGUCGCUACAAGAAUAGUAGUGCACUUUGCGUCGAGCAAAGAACAUUUGGCUGAAUUAGAAGGAAGACGCUGACCCAGAUUGCCUGCAAGCAAACGUCAAAAGGACGUCACGCCUGUGAUACCCCACCUGUCUAUCAAUCUAUAUUUGGGCAGCUAAUGUCCAAAACAAACCAACACCGGAAACUGUUGUGAAGCGUGUUAUAUGACACGUCCUGAAGAAGGGGUACCUGACUCCAGCCCUGCCCUAUGGGAGGAUGCAUCUCCCCGCUGACCUCUUAAACUGUCCACUCAGCCUCUCAGCGCCUUCACUCUAAUCACUUCUGAGAUUUUCAGUCACAGGGUCUCAGUCCAAUAGAACAACCAGCUGGCCUGACACCUUCUGGGACCAGAGUCAGGCAUCACUGCUAUAAAGUAUUACAAAGGAUCGCCCUGGCCUCAGGGGACUGACUGGGGCUCAUAUCUAUAACUUGUAAAUAUUCCGGAGAGCUCCACAAACAUAUCUCUCCUUCCCAGACCAGAGACUGUUGAUGUGGCCAGCUUGCGCAUCCUCUCUCAAGGCAUAAGUAGGAGGGUGAAGACAAAAAAGGAAAAGAAAAAAAAGAGGAAGGGAAAUUGCAUGACACCUAAUGCAUACAAGAAAUACAUUGUAUCUAUUUCUGAAACUUAUUUUUGUGUAAAUAAAAAGAAAUUCUGUUUUAGGUGGCUGGAGAUAAGUCUCAAUGCCCUGUUCUAUUUGGCAUGAUUGGGAGGGAGAUAAGGACAUCACGGUGAUGAACCAGAGGGACGAGAACUGAAUCCCAAUCAGCUGCAAACAGCCCUGAGCCAGAGCAAGAUCUGAGAGCAACACUGACAUGGAGAUUUUACAGGAAGGGAGCCUGUCCCAGGAUUAGGUCUCACGAUUCAUCAUUUCAAACAGAUAACAAAGAGCAAGCAAUGGACAGCUGCCAGCACGCUCAGACAAAAAAUAACCCCAGGCCUGGUUUAAAUCAAGAGAACUUCUGGUAAGGUUCUUUUCUAUCUGUGAACGGAGGUGCAAGGGCUGCUGGGAUGGAUCCGGACAAUAGUUCGGAGGACCUUCUCUAUGAUAAUGCCACUGAGAGCCCAGUUGAGGCCCGAUCACCCUGGGACGAGACCACUCUGCUGGGCCUCCAGAUCUCACUCUCUGCAGUCCUGGCAGUGGUUACCCUGGCGACGGUGCUGUCCAACGCCUUUGUGAUCACCACCAUCUUCCUCACGCGGAAGCUGCACACGCCGGCCAACUUCCUGAUCGGCUCGCUGGCGGUGACGGACCUGCUGGUGUCCAUCUUGGUCAUGCCUAUCAGCAUUGUCUACACGGUGAGCAAGACCUGGUCCUUCGGCCAGAUCAUGUGUGACAUCUGGCUGUCCUCUGACAUCACCUUCUGCACCGCCUCCAUCCUGCACCUGUGCGUGAUCGCGCUGGACCGCUACUGGGCCAUCACGGACGCACUGGAGUACUCCAAGCGGAGGACCAUGCGUCGGGCUGGGGUCAUGAUCGGGGUGGUGUGGGUCAUCUCCAUCUCCAUCUCCAUGCCUCCUCUUUUCUGGAGACAGGCCAAGGCCCACGAGGAGCUGACGGAGUGCAUGGUGAACACCGACCAGAUUUCCUACACGCUGUACUCCACCUUCGGCGCCUUCUACGUUCCCACUGUGCUGCUCAUCAUCCUUUACGGCCGCAUCUACGUGGCCGCCCGCUCGCGGAUCUUCAAGUCGCCCGCCUCGUGCGGGAAGCGCUUCACCACCGCCCAGCUGAUCCAGAACUCGGCAGGGUCGUCGCUGUGCUCCAUCAACUCCUCCACCGCCCAGGAGGGGAGCCUGCAGCCGGGAGGGGGCAGCGGCGGGUCGCCCAUCUUCGUCAACAAUGUGAAAGUGAAGCUGGCGGACAGCGUGCUGGAGAGGAAGCGUCUCUGUGCGGCUCGGGAGAAGAAGGCCACCAAGACUCUGGGCAUCAUUCUGGGGGCGUUCAUCGUCUGCUGGCUGCCCUUCUUUGUGGGCACGCUGGUGAUGGCCAUCUGCAAGGACUGCUGGUUCGACCCCGUGCUCUUCGAUGUCUUCACCUGGCUGGGCUACCUGAACUCCUUGAUCAACCCCGUCAUCUACACCGCCUUCAAUGACGAGUUCAAGCAGGCCUUCCACAAACUCAUCAAGUUCAAGAGAUGCUAUUAGGAGAGAA
Megalops cyprinoides (Indo-Pacific tarpon) is the source of this 2303-nucleotide messenger RNA. It is a transcript of the gene htr1d, whose product is annotated as 5-hydroxytryptamine (serotonin) receptor 1D, G protein-coupled. Gene Ontology annotation, cellular component: dendrite; plasma membrane. The transcript has 2 exons. Lineage: Eukaryota; Metazoa; Chordata; Actinopteri; Elopiformes; Megalopidae. The record is from RefSeq and is a predicted model, not a curated record. Bases 1160 to 2296 code for a protein of 378 amino acids. Gene Ontology annotation, molecular function: G protein-coupled serotonin receptor activity; neurotransmitter receptor activity. Gene Ontology annotation, biological process: vasoconstriction; G protein-coupled receptor signaling pathway, coupled to cyclic nucleotide second messenger; regulation of locomotion.